CUUACACUCCCUCUCACACACGCACGCACAUGCAUGCACACACCUCGACAGGUGAAACGUCACGGAGCAAGGGGAAUCGGCGCUCAUUAAGGGGAAGGCUGCAAUAUUCUGAAUCGAGACCAUGGGACUCCCAGCUCUCCUAUUUAUAGCUGCCGUGUCUCCAUGGCAGUCACCGCUGCGCUGGCAAAUCGCAGCCACGGCCCCAGACGCCAAUUAAGAAUGAAACAAAUGCCUUUUAGAGAGGGGCGUGCCGCCAUGUCUCUUUCCGCUCCAUGAGUGCAUCCUCUCCAUGCCUCUUCCGGAGGAUGCUCAGGGUAGCGGGAGGACGCCAUGCAGAGAGCUGGCCGAGCUGUGCUGCGACGUUGGCUAUUUUUAAAAAGCCCCCCCUCACUUACUUACACACACGCACACACACACACUCACCCUCUCCCCCAGCCCCUCCUCCUCCUCAAGAAGGAGAGCAGAUGAGGAAUGUCUUCUUGUUGUGCUGGUGUUUUGGAUGCUCCCUGUGCUAUUGUUUGUGAAUGUUGCGGCGAGUUUUGGGAUGUCGACGGACAUGAUGUAUUGCUGUGACUCAUAGGGGCAUCAGAGAGUUCCAACAGGUCAGAAGAGUGAUGACCAUCCUGUUCCUUACUAUGGUUAUUUCAUACUUCAGUUGCAUGAGAGCUGCGCCCAUGAGAGAGGUGCCGGGCGUUGUGGGGGGCCACCGAGCCGAGGGCUACCUGGGGGCCGCCCGGGGCCACGGGACUCCACCGAGUGGGGGAGCGCUGCCCUCGCUCACGGACACGUUCGAGCAGGUGAUCGAGGAGCUACUGGAAGUGGAGGGUGAGGCAGCGCAGGGCCAGGGAGGGGGGGGUCCCGGCAAUGCAGCCACGGCCCCGGCAGAGUCAAAGGACGUCGACACGUAUGCAUCGCGUGUGAUGAUCAGCAACCAAGUGCCUUUGGAGCCGCCGCUGCUCUUUCUCUUGGAGGAAUACAAAAACUACCUGGAUGCCGCCAACAUGUCGAUGCGGGUGCGGCGCCACUCAGACCCGGCGCGACGUGGUGAGCUCAGCGUGUGCGACAGUAUUAGCCAGUGGGUGACGGCCGUGGACAAAAAGACGGCUAUCGACAUGUCCGGCCAGACCGUAACCGUGCUGGAGAAGGUCCCGGUGGCCAAUGGGCAGCUGAAGCAAUACUUUUACGAGACCAAAUGCAACCCACUGGGUUACACGAAGGAGGGCUGCCGAGGAAUAGACAAGCGGCACUAUAACUCACAAUGCCGGACAACCCAAUCGUACGUGCGAGCCCUCACCAUGGAUAGCAAACGGAAGAUCGGCUGGAGGUUUAUACGGAUAGACACUUCGUGUGUAUGCACAUUGACCAUUAAGAGGGGGAGAUAGUGUACACAAUGUAUAGAUUUUAUUGAGAGUUCUAACAAGAGAGAAAGAAAAAGAGUAAAUAUCUAUUUGUAUAUAUACAUAACAGGGUAAAUUAUUCCGUCAGAUGAAUUUUAUGGACUGCAUGUAAAAAAGAUGAAGUUUAUACAGUAAAGUGAUACUACAGUCUAUUUAUUGAACAUAUUCAUGACCUUGUAAACAAUUAAAAAAAGAUCUGAUCAGUCAUUUGCUCCCAGUUCAAAUUACUAUAUCACAUUCCGCAAGACGUUGUGGUUUUCUUUACGUUGCCAAGAACUCAACAGAUGAGAGGAGAGAUAUUUAAGGGAAAAAGAAAAAACUUGCAUGCUGCUUCAAUUGUGAAUAUAAAAAAAAAAAAAAAAAGAAACCUGUUCACUUUCAGAAAACAAGACCACUAUUCCAACUAAAAGAUUCUGUUUACAUUCUCAGCAGUGACAGGACAUCCUCCUCUAAGUACUUUAACUGUUUCCUAUUCUAAACUUCUCAAGGUUAUGUUGGAAUUACAUACUAUGUCAAGGUGCUGUUGUCAAAGCUUUGCUGUUUAUUUUUUUAUCCCCACGAAAUGAAAGA
Tachysurus vachellii is the source of this 1967-nucleotide messenger RNA. RefSeq names its product brain-derived neurotrophic factor (gene bdnf). The coding region runs from base 615 to 1382 and encodes 255 amino acids. Gene Ontology annotation, biological process: nerve development; regulation of neuron differentiation; positive regulation of collateral sprouting. The record is from RefSeq and is a predicted model, not a curated record. Gene Ontology annotation, molecular function: growth factor activity; nerve growth factor receptor binding. NCBI's taxonomy places the organism in Eukaryota, Metazoa, Chordata, Actinopteri, Siluriformes, Bagridae. The transcript is spliced from 2 exons.